Messenger RNA from Nematolebias whitei (Rio pearlfish), 2550 nucleotides. Its product is annotated as inositol hexakisphosphate kinase 2. Gene Ontology annotation, molecular function: inositol hexakisphosphate kinase activity. The transcript has 5 exons. NCBI's taxonomy places the organism in Eukaryota, Metazoa, Chordata, Actinopteri, Cyprinodontiformes, Rivulidae. The record is from RefSeq and is a predicted model, not a curated record. Gene Ontology annotation, biological process: inositol phosphate biosynthetic process; phosphatidylinositol phosphate biosynthetic process. Bases 343 to 1797 code for a protein of 484 amino acids. Gene Ontology annotation, cellular component: nucleus; cytoplasm.
UCAGCUGUGGGGAGGCAGCUCUCAGCUGUCACAGAGGGCUCAGCUGCAGCAGAACAGGACCUGUCCCAUCAGCGCUCCCCCCGCUUCAAACCACCGGAAACACUUGGUGUGUUUUUACGCAGCUGCUGCCACAAAGAAACAGUCAGAGGAAUUAAACAUCGAGCUGCUUCCUGUUCUUCAAGCAUCAACACAUCAGCUUCUGUGGACGUCGUGGGAAUAACUCCGCGCCGACCCCCUCAGUGCGUCACACUGGGACCUGCGAUCAGUGGAUCUGGGGCCCCACCGCAUUGGUGCGUGCGCGUGCGAGGAGGCUGAUGCCCGCGGUGGUGUGGUCAGAGGGGGAUGAGUCCGGCCAUGGAGGCUCAGGCCCAGGAGGCCAUGGAUGCAGCGCAGAAGCAGCUGCAGCAUCAGCAGUGCUGCAUGGACAAAGGGGUGAUGCUUGAGCCCUUUGUGCACCAGGUGGGGGGGCAUUCCUGCGUCCUGCGCUUUGGGGAGCAGACCAUCUGCAAACCCCUCAUCCCCCGCGAGCAUCAGUUCUACAGGAACCUGCCUGCUGCAAUGAGGAAGUUUACCCCCCAGUACAGAGGUGUGGUGUCGGUCAGCUUCGAGGACGAUGACGAAGGAAAUCUUUGCCUAAUCGCCUACCCCCUGAACAGUGAGCCAGCAGCAGAUCUAGAAAACAAAGACCUCUCAGCCGACUGUGAGCCGAAGAGUAAGAUGCUCAAAUGGGGGAAAAUGAUGGCGUCCUCAGUGCUUGUGGACAGCGAACAUUACAGCAACUUUCAAAAAGACAAGGACAAGAGUGCCCACAAGCUGCAGGACGACAUGGAGCUGGAGGCGCUGCAGCAAGCCGAAGGGCUGCAUUACAGACUGGAGCACAGUCACAGCAACGCUGUGCCACCGCUCAAACACAACCCCUGGAGCCUCAAGUGUCACCAGCAGCAUCUGCAGAAGAUGAAGGAGAACGCCAAGCACCGCAACCAGUACAAAUUCAUCCUCUUAGAGAACCUGACAUGGCGGCACUCGGUGCCGUGCGUGUUGGACCUGAAGAUGGGCACACGGCAGCACGGAGACGAUGCUUCUGAGGAGAAGAAGGCCAUGCAGAUCCGCAAGUGCCAGCAGAGCACCUCAGCUUUGAUAGGAGUCCGUCUCUGCGGCAUGCAGGUGUACCAUUCUGACACUGGGCAGCUGAUGUUCAGGAACAAAUACCUUGGCCGCAAGCUGACCUUGCCAGGGUUCAAAGAGGUUCUGUUUCAGUUCUUCCACAGUGGACGGCGUCUCCGCCACGAGCUGCUGACCCCGGUGCUGAGCAGGCUCCGAGAGAUGCAGGCCGUCCUGGAAGCCUGCGAGUCGUACCGCUUUUAUUCCAGCUCCCUUCUCAUCAUCUACGACGGAGCGCCUCACAGAAAACACUCGCGCCGAUGCACUGAAGACGGGCUCUCUGAAGAUGAAGAGGAGGAUGAGGACGAGGAGGUGGAAGCCGAACCUAAAAUGGAUGAGGAGGAAGACGAUGAGGAGGAGGCGGGGGAAGUGGCAGGUGCGCUUGGCUUUCCGCACAGCCCCUCCACAUCCAGCGCCAGCAGCAGCGGGAGCUCAGGGAUCAGCCAGGCUCGCCAGUCCCGGUCAGACCCCCACAGCCCUGUGGUGGAUGUGAGAAUGAUCGACUUCGCCCACACCACCUGCAGACAUUACAGAGAGGACAGUGUGGUCCACGAGGGCCAGGACAGCGGCUACAUCUUUGGUCUCCAGAACUUGAUCACAAUUAUCUCUGAGCUGCAGAACCACAGCACAGACUGAACCCUGAAAUAAAAACACAUAAAGGCACAAUAAGGAGAUCUUUGGCAGAACAGAGGCCCAGACGGUGCAAACCAGUCCAGAGACUCCUGCUCUUCAGAAUGGUUGUAGCUGGGGGUGUUUACACCUUCCUGUUUCUGCCACUGCUGCUUUUUGUUCUCACAGUUUGUCAUCAGGUUACAAAACAGACUUCAAGCAGCACAGAAAAGCCAACUGUGAGGACAACUGAUUGGUGUAAUCGCCGUGUUUCAACCCUCCUAACCAUCAAGAAGCAGGGUGGGCCGUAAUAAAAGCCAUUCAGAGCUUGGCAUGGUCGGUUUUUUAGUGUCAGGUUUCCAAAGAAAGUGUCAUUUUGCACAAACAGCCUGAAAGACGUUCAGCAGACGUUCAGACUGAGACGGGCCUACGAAAAGGAGCAAAGUUCUGUGUGAGGACAGAAAUAAUGUUCAACCUGCCAUUGCUCUCCCCCCGUUUGUCUCUUCUGUUCAUAUGUUUCUCAGAGAGCUGAUGUAGAGAGAUAUUUAUUUUGUUUCAUAGAAUAACUAAACAUUAAAAAAAGGGUAUGAAUGGAGAGUAAAACAUUCCAUAAUAUGAAUGUGACAAUAAUGAUAUGAAGUAAUAUUGUUAUUUGACAUGUUUGGAUACCUCAUUCUUGUUUGUGUUGUCCCAUAUUUUACUGAAGGGGAAUUAAAAUCUUUGUGGUAACAGCAGUGUUUUCUUCGUGUUUGCUGUUAUUAGAGUAGGUCAGGACGCAAA